AUGAAGAGCCCGAUCAAGAUCAGACUUGCCCGGUUUGGCAGAAAGCACAGUCCCGUAUACAACAUCGUGGUUGCCAACCGCGGUAAGGCUCGUGACGCUUUGCCCAUCGAGGUGUUGGGUACCUACAACCCCAUCGCGACUCCGUUGACUCCCGUGGAGAAGGCCCGUGGCGUGAAGCCGUUCAAGGAUAUCACCUUAGACUUUGACCGGUCCAAGUACUGGCUCGGUGUGGGUGCCGAUGUCCUGGACCGGGUGGGGUUCUUAUUUAAGCGGGCUGGCCUCCUCCCAGAAGAGUGGCCUGCUCCUUCUAAGUUGACUCAGCACAUCAGCAAGCCGGUGGUGAAGCCGAUCCUGGAGAAGAAAGAAGAGCCGCGGGAGUUGUACCGCAAGCGUUGA
Molecule: messenger RNA, 396 nt
Organism: Diutina rugosa
Lineage: Eukaryota; Fungi; Ascomycota; Pichiomycetes; Serinales; Debaryomycetaceae
Product: mitochondrial 37S ribosomal protein bS16m
Exons: 1
Coding region: 1-396 (131 amino acids)
Biological process (GO): mitochondrial translation
Cellular component (GO): ribosome; mitochondrial small ribosomal subunit
Molecular function (GO): structural constituent of ribosome
Source: RefSeq, a predicted model, not a curated record